CCUGAUUUUGAAGACUUUGUUUCAUAUAUGCUGUCUGCACCCUCCUAUAUUCUGAUAAUAUCUGAAAGAAAGCAUGGCCAAAGAGGAGAAGGGGACACAGUCUCCCCUAUUGUGAAGCAUAUUAAGUUUAAGUGCUGCGCACGAGGUGCUGCAAGAGCAGUGAGCAGCCAUGGAGGCAGCGAGAGGAAUAUGGGAAAACAUAUGACUUUCACUCCACCUGAGACACUGGCUGGGCUAGCUGUGGCUAAUGCCACUGCUCUCGCCAACCUCCAUGGCUGCUCGCUACUCUUGCAGUGCCUCAUUUUGAAAGAGAUGUUGCAAAAUCAAGACCUGUUACAUCACUGUGAUAUUCAGGAUCGUGUUGAAGAAACAAGCAGGCAACUUGCCUUCUUUUUCUCUGAUUUUUCCAAGCAAAGGAAUGAAAAAUUUGUUGAACGAACAGUGGCAUUAAUCAGACCUUCUCUUUUAAAAGAAAGAAGAGAAUCUAUUCUGAAUAGAAUAGUGGAAAAUGGCUUUGAAAUAGCCAUGCAAAAGGAAAUCAUCUUAUCAGAAGAACAAGCUCGUGAAUUCUACCGAGAACAUGAAAAUCAAGAUUAUUUUCCAUAUCUUUUGGAACAAAUGACCAGUGGGCCAACUCUUGCUCUUGCUUUGGUACGAGAGAAUGCAAUCCAAAAAUGGAGGGAUUUACUAGGCCCAAAAAUAAUCCAAGAAGCAAAGGAACAAUAUCCCCAAAGUUUACGUGCUGAGUUUGCAAUCCAUGAUUCUCCAAUCAAUCAGCUGCAUGGCAGUGCAAACACAAAUGAAGCUGCAAAGGAAUUACAAUUCUUCUUUCCUGUAGAAAACACUAUGGCUCUCAUUAAACCCUCUGCUUUUGAAGAUAAAGAUAAAAUUAUAAAUGAAGUAAAAAAUGCUGGAUUUCUAAUCUCAGAAUUGAGAGAAGCAAACAUAAGUCCCGAGAUAGCAGCACAAUUUUAUCAAGAUCAUGAAGAUAAGCCAUAUUAUAAUCAACUAGUGGAUUAUAUGUCAAAAGGCCCAUCAGUGGUUAUGGUUCUAACUAAAGAAAAUGCUGUGGAGGAAUGGCGACAAUUAAUGGGACCAACAGAUCCAAUGAAAGCAAAAGAAACACAUCCUAGUUCAAUACGUGCUAAAUUUGCAACUGAUGUUAUGCGCAAUGCUAUUCAUGGAUCCUCAAAUGAGGGACAUGCUAAAAAAAGCAUUAACUUUAUCUUUGGUGAUAUUGAUUUAGAAAGCCUAAAAUACAAAUACAUUUAUAUAUCGUCUAUCCAUUCUUUUAAUGAGUGGAUAGUGGGUUCUGCUGUGGGUAGUUCAGGCAUGGGGUUGAAAUCCUGGCCUGUUGUUACUCUAAAAGGGGUGAAACCAGUGCUUGAGUGCACAGCGUUAUUGAAGGCCACUUCUGCAAAAGUCCCACAAGUCUGCACACCAGCCACCUGUGAGAAGAAGGGCCCACGAAAGCCACCUGAAAAAGGUUGUCUAGCCCACCAACCUGACAAAGCCUCUCCCCAAGCAGAAAAUUUGGAAAAGCCACCAGACGGGAAAAGCCCUCCAAAUUCUGAGGAGGAGAACAGCAGCAAAGACGACCCAAUGUUUAGAAUACUCCCAUUUGGACUUCAGGGGGUGCCAUCAGUCUUCCUGCAAUUAAUAAAUGAAGUCUUGCAUGAGCACUUGUACAAGGAGGUGUUGAUUUACCUUGAUGACAUCCUUAUCUACAAUGAAAAACAUGAUGAACACGUGACUUUGUGUGAAUUUCACCAGGAGAGGAUUGAUAAUUUGGGAUACCAUAUCUCCCAUAAAGGCAUCGAGAUGGACCCAGCAAAAGUCCAGGCUGUCACUGAGUGA
Messenger RNA from Thamnophis sirtalis, 1857 nucleotides. The record is from RefSeq and is a predicted model, not a curated record. NCBI's taxonomy places the organism in Eukaryota, Metazoa, Chordata, Lepidosauria, Squamata, Natricidae.